Rhodofomes roseus is the source of this 2001-nucleotide messenger RNA. RefSeq lists its product as uncharacterized. The record is from RefSeq and is a predicted model, not a curated record. Bases 213 to 1787 code for a protein of 524 amino acids. NCBI's taxonomy places the organism in Eukaryota, Fungi, Basidiomycota, Agaricomycetes, Polyporales, Fomitopsidaceae. The transcript has 2 exons.
CCAAUCGGGCCACGGUCCUACGUUAGGCUGUCGCCCGUCCGACAUACAUCCAAAGUUCUACAGUCACGUCAAUUACGCUCUGAUCCGCUCUCAUUGCCAAUGUCAAGACGAGCUCGGCUAGCGCGGACGCUGGCCAAGGGUUGAAUCGUACAAGGCUAUAAGCAGCUGGCAGUUGCGAUGCAAGGCCGCUCUAGUCACUGCUCUUCGCACUCAUGGCUGACAACGCAUCCAAGUCCGCUGUAGACCCCAUGGUCCUGGCUAUGCAGGCUCACGCGCUCGAGCGCUCUCUCACGACAAGUCGUCCGCUGUCUGCCAGCGAGUUCUCGUACGCCUUGGGUCGGCGUGAGGGCGGCAUAGGCGAUCCUUCCACUAUCAUCUCGUUGGAGUGCACUGGAGGAUAUACCAUCGCCGAUGACGAGGUCGUCCUCGCCUGCGCGGCACUGCGCCUGCGAUACCCCCUCCUUGCGUCCAAUGUCACGUUCCUCGGCGGGCCACACUUCGUGGUCAACACGCCGGCGACGCUUGCGCACGCGCUGCAUGCGGCCAAGGCGCAGGUCGAUUUCCACACCUUCGAGGACCAGGAAAAAGCUGUGAUCGCGCUGCGCGAUGAGUGGCUCGCGGUUGACCCGAACGCCGCGCUUGACAUCCGCGAGCGGACGUGCGCUUUCUGGUGGGGCAGGGACGCGGACCCGCGGUCAGGAAAGUACGUGCUGGGCCUCAUCACAACGCACUUCGUCACCGACAACCGUCGCCGCCUGAACCUCGUACGCCGCCUCAUGGACCUGCUCGCGAGCCCAGGGAGAGCACAGGCGGAGCUGGAUGCGUACUUCGCUCAAAAGACCAAGCCCAUCCCGAUUCCUGUUCCUACUGAGCAACUCAAACCGCAACUGAGCGCAGAUGCUGAGGAGGCUCGCGAAGCCAAGAUCGCCUUCGACGAAUUGGUUGGCCAGUACGCCAAGCAGCCAAGGUCAGGCAUCACUGGUGAUGUUUCUGCUUUAAUCACGAAGGAACUCAGCGCGCGCAUGCUGCGUAAAGUUUGGUCGAGCGAAGAGACCGCUCGUAUCCUCCGCGCAUGCAAAGCGCACGGAGUCACGAUCACACACCUCGUCAAUGUCGCAGGUGCCCUGUCCUCCGUGCAUGACGAUGUUCCUUCUAGCAAAGUCGCCACAGCUGGCCAUAAACACGACGCGGUCCUCUUCGAGUUCAGUCAGCCUAUGGACCUCACUGCCAAGCUCCCACAACACCCCGGCGGGGUUGCGAGUGGCGAUAUGGAAGCCACCAUUCGCAUGGAGUUGUAUCCUGUCAUAAUUUGCGUCCCUCAUUCGACCGUGGCGGACCAAGCGAACCCGACAAGCGUGUGGGAAGUCGCCCAUCAGUUCAAGAAGCAGAAUGAUGCCUUCGUCAAGUCGCCCUACUUCUGGAACUUCCUCCCUAUGUAUCAGCCCUUGACGACCGAGGCGUACCACGCUAAGCUGGCUGGACAACCGGGAUUGCCGUUCAUGAGCAGCUUGGGCGACCUCAAGGCGAUCCUGCCUGCCCGUUACGCAGUGCAGGCGCCAAGCGCUACAAGUGGUCACGCGGGACAGGAUGGUGCGGAAAUCCGGAUCACGGAGAAUUGGACUGCUGGCAGAAUCGAUCCCUUAUCCCUCGCCUUCCAUCUCUUUACAUUCGACGGCCGGCUGUACCUACAGUUCAGGUACAACAAGAACCGCACGAGCGAUGCCCUGAUCGAAGCGUAUUUCAACCGUCUCGUAGACAUCGUAUCGAGAUCGGCUCAGGACGCGUAGCUGUAGCUCCUCAUACCUGCGACUUUCUUGACAUCUAGCAGCCUUAUGAUAUCUUUUGGAAUGGUCUCCGAGUCGUAGCCCACGCCUGACAUCCGCGUUGUCCGGCCUUGGUCAACGACGUGAACUAGAUCAGUCACGCGGCCAACAUAGAUCUCACAGAGAUCUCGCAGUAUGAUCCCCCGAAAUACUCAGCGGCUCAUUGAAGGCUCCCUCA